Messenger RNA from Cyphomyrmex costatus, 598 nucleotides. RefSeq lists its product as uncharacterized. The transcript has a single exon. Lineage: Eukaryota; Metazoa; Arthropoda; Insecta; Hymenoptera; Formicidae. The record is from RefSeq and is a predicted model, not a curated record. The annotation marks the transcript as partial.
AUGACUGAACAAAAUAGACAGUUAACACAAAGUGUUUCAAAGGAAAUUUUAAUAAAAGAAAUAGUUAAAUAUACACAUAAUAAUACUCGGACUAAUCCAAAUAGUAAUAAAUGUGAUAAUAACAAGGAGUAUUCCGAAAAUCAGGAAGAGUCGGAUAAUAUUAAUUGCAAUAAAAAACGUUGCUUAGACGAGCAGAACUUAGAAAAUAAACGUUUUAAAAGACGUUGUUUAUAUAAAGAGAAUUCAGAACAUUAUUGUGUUAAAAAACGUGAUAAAUAUCAUCAAAAUCCACAACAUUAUCGCGCUAAACAAACGGAGCGAUACAACAGAAAUUUGCCAAUUAAUCGAGCCAAAAAAAUGGAGCGAUACAACAGCAAUUUGCCAAUUAAUCGCGCUAAACAAAUGGAGCGAUACAAUAGCAAUUUGCCAAUUAAUCGCGCUAAACAAAUGGAGCGAUACAACAGCAAUUUGCCAAUUAAUCGCGCUAAACAAAUGGAGCGAUACAACAGCAAUUUGCCAAUUAAUCGCGCUAAACAAAUGGAGCGAUACAACAGCAAUUUGCCAAUUAAUCGCGCUAAACAAAUGGAGCGAUACAACA